Messenger RNA from Staurois parvus, 385 nucleotides. NCBI's taxonomy places the organism in Eukaryota, Metazoa, Chordata, Amphibia, Anura, Ranidae. The record is from the annotation of a GenBank genome assembly.
AUGCUUCAUCCUUGGUGUCAGUGGGAGAAAAAGCACCCCAUCCUUGGUGUCAGUGAGGAAAAUUGCCUUAUCAUUGGUGUCAGUGGGAGGAAUAGUUCCUUAUCAUUGGUGUCACUGGGAGGAAUAGUGCCCCAUCAUUGGUAUCAGUGGGAGGAAUAGUGCCCCAUCAUUGGUGUCAGUGGGAGGAAUAGUGUCCCUUCAUUGGUAUCAAGUGGGAGGAAUAGUGCCCCAUCAUUGGUGUGCGUGGGAGGAAUUAGUACCCCAUAAUUGGUGUCAGUGGGAGGAAUAGUGCCCAUCAUUGGUGUCAGUGGGAGGAAUAGUGCCCCAUCAUUGGGUGUCAGUGGGAGGAAUAGUGCCCCAUCAUUGGUGUCAGUGGGAGGAAGAG